Dermacentor silvarum is the source of this 432-nucleotide messenger RNA. RefSeq lists its product as uncharacterized. The record is from RefSeq and is a predicted model, not a curated record. Gene Ontology annotation, molecular function: DNA binding. The coding region runs from base 1 to 432 and encodes 143 amino acids. The transcript has 3 exons. NCBI's taxonomy places the organism in Eukaryota, Metazoa, Arthropoda, Arachnida, Ixodida, Ixodidae.
AUGUUCCAGACAUACAUGUUCGAGUGGAGGAAGGAUUGGAAGAUCAAAGCCCUAUCCCUCUCAGGAAGCCCCUUAUGCCGUCCUCUGCUCCAAAUGGAGAAACAUCAACGCAGCUUUUAUAUACAUGGAGUGACCCUGGGCCUCGAGCACUUUGGGAAAAGUGCAACAGGCGUGGCACGGGCACUGCUUAACACGGUGUUCACACCACAAGCCCUCGUGUCCUGCUCAGUCAAAGGGAACCGGGCCAAGGGUGCCCAUCGCCCGUGUGAGCAACGGCCUCCACUCCACCCUGGAGCACUUCAAGCUAUUUUGUCAUACACGAGGGCCUUCUCAGCAAAGAAGGGCGUGGACUUCAACGAGAAGGUGGUGUUGCUGUCCAUUGGGACAAAGCUAAGUGAGCUGAGAAGCGAGAAGGCAAAGCGCCAGAUGUAG